UUUUUGAGCGGAGUGGUAGGUUAGCUAAGGUAGUUAGCUGCAAUGGACCUUAAGGAAAGAGUAAUAUCAUCAUUAAAGAAACACGAUGUUGGCGACGAGUUUUCGUAUAUACGUUCUUUGUCGAAAGCUUCAGUACUCAUUCCUAUUUUCGUCAGCGAAAGGGAACUGCAUGUACUACUGACUGUGCGCUCCACAGAACUCAAACACAAUGCAGGAGAGGUGUGUUUUCCUGGGGGCAAAGCUGACCCACAGGAUCGAGAUGAAAUUGAGACUGCCUUGAGGGAGGCACAGGAGGAGAUUGGCCUUCCUCCUGAUGGAGUAGAAGUGGUUUGUAAACUCUGGCCAGUAUUGAAUCUGAGGGGCCUUCUGGUGACCCCAGUGGUGGGUUUCAUCAGCGAGUCAUUCCGAGCAUGCCCGAACCCAGCCGAAGUGAGCGAGGUGUUCUGUGUUCCUCUGGAGUUUUUCCUCAAGGAUGAUAAUCACUCAUCCUAUCCUGUACCCAGCAUAGGUAGCUUUACACACAGUUUCAUUUUCACUGAUCCAAUUACUGGUAAGGUGAAUCAGAUAUGGGGACUGACAGCGUUUCUGCUCAUAAUAUUGGCUAUGCUAUCCCUUGGAAAAGAGCCAGAGUUCAGGAUGGGUUUUGACAUGGACAAACCAGCUGCUUGUCUUCGUCGCUUCCUAGAACAAAGGCUAAGCAAGUUAUGAGUACAUAAAUACUGCACAAUUAGAGUAGAUGGUGAUUAAAAUGUGUAUUAAUAUUGCCUCCUGGUGAAAGAUUACUUUCAUCAACAUCCUAAUCAGUAAAUACCUAAACAGUGCUAUAAGUGCCCCAUGGGUUUCUGGACAUUACCUAGCUGUACACAGCUGCAGAAUCAGAUCAUACAGCCAUGGUGCACUGUCUUGAGUAGUGUUUUUGGUUCUUUUUCUGUUGACUUAUGAUGUCCGUUACAGUUCUCUCUGGGUCUACAGUGUAAUUGCAAUAGUACAAUUUUGUUGCUAAUGUCAGGGUGCACUAAUUUUAAAUAUGUCAUGACAAAAUAUUUAAGAAAUCAGAAUCUUAACCAAAGCUAGUAUCAGGUGCCCCAUUUAUAAAGAGAACUUAAAUGUACAGCAAGCUUUGUACCCAACAUACCUAGCAGUUAACCAGUACUACUACCAUUUACUAUGUAAAUAUAUUUUUUAAUUGUUAUAUAAAUCCUCAAGGUUGUCUUGGUCUGAGAAACAUAAUCUUUUGGUGUGCUACAAAUAGUGAGGUUUCAUUUAUAUACUUCCACAUAUACUGCUGAAAUCAGUCUAUUGAGCUGGUAAACCUUGGUGCAGAAUGGUUUGUGUAAUGCACAGUAUAAAUUAAAACAUAUUUCAAAACCUGG
Messenger RNA from Electrophorus electricus (electric eel), 1373 nucleotides. It is a transcript of the gene nudt7, whose product is annotated as nudix (nucleoside diphosphate linked moiety X)-type motif 7. Gene Ontology annotation, biological process: nucleoside diphosphate metabolic process; coenzyme A catabolic process. The record is from RefSeq and is a predicted model, not a curated record. Lineage: Eukaryota; Metazoa; Chordata; Actinopteri; Gymnotiformes; Gymnotidae. Gene Ontology annotation, molecular function: coenzyme A diphosphatase activity; magnesium ion binding; manganese ion binding.